AUCUUUGCUGCGCACGCAGACGGUUUAACGUUGCUCCCAAAGUGUCUCCACAUUGAACGAAGUCGUUUUAGUUCAGAGCUGUAAGUGCGCUUGUCCACGCCCAGCCUUUAAAAAUGACGUACAAUGCGGAACGUGCGCUCUCAUUUUUGUAUCCGUUCAUCAUCGUGACUUCGGUGGUCUGCUGCAUUACGUCGGCAGUGGCCUGGACCCAUUGGCGCUAUGCGCUCAACGCCUGUCCGGAAACCAAUUGCGGAUGCGUGCUGUACGGACGGACCGCCUACAGCAGCUUCGAGGGCGGGUCAAUUGCCUACUGUCAUUAUGCCACCUACGGACUUUUGUUGCCACUGCUCUUCGCCGUGGUGCUGGGCGUCUAUCAUGGCUAUCGGAUAUGCAUUGGCAAGGGUAAGCGGAAGGCGGGCACUACGACCAUCAAACAGCGAUCCGGCGAUAUGAUCGUGGUAACCACUGAAUCCGAACUUACCCCCGAUGGACUCUCGCCCUACUAUUGGCUUCCUGCCACUGUUAUAUCGGUUAUUAUGGCCAUUUAUCAGCUGGUCUAUGCCAGUAUUUUCACCGAUGGCUUUCAGGUUACCUGCAAGCAGUAUAGGGAGUCUGUGCUGAAGGAAAUUCAAGGAGUCGGCCACAUUGUGCCCGUGAUCAAAGCUCGUUUGUCCUGUUCAGCUAUUUUUGAUUUCAUGGACUUCCUGGUGGAUAAUACUUUGUAUGAACGUCGUCGCUUUGGACGUAUCAAUACCUCUGCCUGUCUGUACCUUACGCUGGUUUUAGCCUGGUUUGCUCUCUUUGGCUGGAUUGCCAUUUGUGUCAUCAACAUAAUAAAUAUGCGCCGCACACGUGCUGCUCGAGUCUAACGGGUCAAAAACGAACAAAAUUGACGAAAUGAUCGAAGAUAUACGACUGCACAACCGCCUUAUCACUUAUCAUAGAAUGCACAUUCCGCGCCACUUAGUUAUUAAUCCUACGUAUACGGUAUUAUACCGCCAUCAACGAAUUGUACAAAUAAAUGUGUAAACGAUUCAUUUAUCUUUAAAUUUGAAA
Molecule: messenger RNA, 1056 nt
Organism: Drosophila innubila
Lineage: Eukaryota; Metazoa; Arthropoda; Insecta; Diptera; Drosophilidae
Exons: 4
Coding region: 114-869 (251 amino acids)
Source: RefSeq, a predicted model, not a curated record